This is a messenger RNA of Pneumocystis murina B123, 739 nucleotides long. RefSeq lists its product as hypothetical. Lineage: Eukaryota; Fungi; Ascomycota; Pneumocystomycetes; Pneumocystales; Pneumocystaceae. The transcript is spliced from 6 exons. Bases 14 to 739 code for a protein of 241 amino acids. The record is from RefSeq and is a predicted model, not a curated record.
AAAAAAAUAAAAAAUGACCUCUAUAUCAAAUUCUAAGUUAUUUUUUUUAAUAGAAUCAUGUCUUUAUUCUAUCUUAGAAAAAAAUAAACUUAAGUCAUUAAAUCUUGAACCAUCAUUUGAAGAUGACAAGAUAAUUUAUGAAACAAUGAAGCUAAUUAAAGAUGAAAUUCAUGAGUUAGAGAUAAAGCAAAAGGAUUUGGAAGAAAAUAGAAAUAUGUCUACAGAGAUAUUAAAAUAUCGAGAAGUCUUUUUAAUUAAAUUACAAGAUUAUUAUAAGAAGCUAGAAGAGUUAUUAGAGUCAGGAGAUCCAAAUGGAUAUGAACUUAUCAUAGAAUUAAUAAAAGAACAAAGGGAAUAUAAGCAAAAGGAUGAAUUAGUUGAAACCUCAUCCUUCAAUUCUUUGGAAUUUGAAAAAUCUAUAGAAAAACCUAAAAUAGAAAAUACACAAAUACUGAAAACACAACACCAAAUUAUAAAAGAGCAAGAAGCAUCAUUAAAUAAUUUGUAUAAUUCUAUAUCUCUUCAAAAGGAACUAACAAUUCAAAUGGAAUCGGAAUUAGAAUUACAUGAUGAUUUACUUGAAGAAAUGGAAGUACUUAUAGAUAGGUCACAAAUAAAACUCGACAAAUCAGAAAAAAGGCUUGAGGGGUUUACUAAAGGCAUUAAGAAUAAUAGUGGAAUUUUUUGGAUUAUUAUGAUUUUUAUAGUGCUUAUAUUUUUAAUAAUAAUUAUAGGAUAA